AUAUGAAACAAAGAUGAAUUUUGGGGGAAGUUCCAUUAAAAUUAGUAGCGAAGGUCUUAAAUCGAUUGAUGCGUACGAAGAUUAUAGACGAAUUGUGGGUGAUGAUGAUAAUGGAAAAACGUUUACACCCAAGCAGUAUGAAGCUUACAAGAACAAAUACAUACCAUUGAGAAAACAAAACAGAAUUUUUGUGUCUUGGACAAAUCCAAAUGGAGUGGAUUGCAUACUUGCCGGUCCACAAAGUGAAUGUUUCUGCCAACACCGGCUUAUACAACAUAAGACAGAUUUCGAGACAAUACCUACACAACGUCCUAUACAGUUACCAUGUAAACAUUGCAGAUGUUUGAGUUUUCAUGUGAUGCCGAAAUUUGGGAGCCAAAUUGCACGAUGUCAUUGUAAACAUUAUGCGACCGAUCACAGUGUGAUGGAAACUGCUGAAGAACGUCAUAGUAGAGGUAAACCAAUAGGUCAGACUUCACCAUAUCAAGCUAUGGGUGGACUAACUGGAUUUAGUUCACUUGCACCUGGUAUAACACGUAUGGAUACAAGCGGUGCAGGCAAAUUAUUAUCAGAGGAAGAAAUGAAUAAGUCAAUUACAUCUGUAGAUAAUCCAUUUCUCCGAAGUCAUGCACAAGGAGUUUUUAAUUAUAAGUUGGGAGUUAACGAUAUGAACGGCGCUGAACGUGAACGUCAUGAAGUUGAGUCACAGAUGCGUCGUCCAGGAGAAUCAGAAUUAGAUUAUUAUGAACGUCGUUAUCAAGAAAGAGAAAAAGCUAAAUAUAUCAGAAAACCUGAACAGAUACGUAAAUUUUAGUUGAAAUGUUCUAAUAUCAAUAAUGAUUACUGUAUCGUACUUUACCUUAUAAAUAGAAUGAACAAUUUGUGUAAGUCAUCAUCAUUAUCAUUAUACUACCUACCUAUUCAAUUGCUAGAUGAGUUCAUCAUACAGAUUACUUGAAUAUUUAUAUUUCAUUAUAUAUUUUCUUUUGAAAAAAAGAGAGAUAAGACGGAGAUUUAAAUGCAUUACAAAUGCAAGAAUAAAACUAGAACAACUACAGUAAUCGGGACAGGAUAAUAUAAAUUCAUUUUAUUUUAUACAUUUUAUCCAGCUCUUUACAACCCUAUUUGAAUCAUACAAUCAUUAAUCAUUUACAUGUUUUCGAUAUUUAUCUUCAAAUGAACUCAUAUUUGCUUAUUCGUAUAUACAUAUAUACAGAGAUGGAUAGUGGUUAAUAGCGAAAUCCUAAAGACGAGCAUUUCGUCCUAUUUGUGUCUCAUCAGAUGGAUAUACAUCUGUAGCUAAAUGAAUAAUUCAAUGACAUUCGAAUCGAAUGGUACUAGAUUCGAGUCCUUGAGUAAAUAUCAACUCUAGGGUGCAGGUAAAUCCAACUAAUGAGUUUAAAACAGGAUGAAACGCACGUCCCUAAGAUUUCACUCUUAUCCACCAUUCAUCUGUGCUUGAUAAUCAUUAUUGUUCUAUUAUUUCAAUCAUCAAUAUCUAUUACGUCAUACAAAUAUGGUUGCAUGCAGUUGAAAAUAAAUUAAUUUUACCCUAUUUCGCUUGUUUUCUUUUUGUUUUGCCUUUGUUCAAAUCUAUGAGGGAAGUUGGGUGUAUGAGACAAAAAAGUGC
Messenger RNA from Schistosoma margrebowiei, 1630 nucleotides. The record is from the annotation of a GenBank genome assembly. Lineage: Eukaryota; Metazoa; Platyhelminthes; Trematoda; Strigeidida; Schistosomatidae.